AUGGAACCCGAUGGUCCAGACGUCAAACGUCCCCGUUUGGAUACUACUACUCACUACCCUCCUCCCUCUUCUGUGCCUCAUCCACCGCCCUCCCGGUAUCACGAACCUGCUCUCCCCCCCGCCUACCCUCCUCACACGCUGCCGCCACCGCCAAUCCAGGGCCAUCCGCCUUCCGUCCCGGGUACGCCUCUCGGCCCACGCGCUCCGCGCGCCCUGCCUGAGCCCGCAAACUUCGGCCAGCACCCGAACCAACGCCCAGGCAAUGCGCCGCCCGUAAACAUCCCGUCGAGGUCCUACUCCGUGGAGUCGCUGUCGCGUCCGCCGAGCAAUCCCAGCCAGCCUUCGCCCAUCGACACCCGGCCGCGCCAGCUCGCCGUCUCUGGCCCUCCACCUGACGGCCCUCACCAGCAACCUCCUCCAAUGGACCAUGGCGGCCACCAUCCUGGCGCAUAUCCCAAUCAUGACCCCCACAUGAACGGCGGUGCGCCCUACCCUCCCUCGGCCGGCCAUCACAAUCCCUACGGUGGUGGCCCGCCGCCUCCCAUGGGCCCGACCCAGGGCUACCAUCCCUCACCUUACGCGCAACCAGGUGUAUAUGGCCAAGCUGCGGACUAUGUGGGCGCCGGCCGCAAGCGCCAAGUGCGCGCUGUGCAGGCCUGCAACAACUGCCGAAACCGCAAGCAGAAGUGCGACGAAGCACGCCCGUGCCAGUUCUGCCGCGAGUCUGGCUUGAAAUGCGAGUACAAAGAGGUGCCACCACCCAAACAAGACCGAACGCUGCAUGACAUCGCGACCAAGGUCAGCGCGCUCAUGGAUAAUUUUGCGUCCAUUCCGGGCCGCCUUGAGAGAAUAGAGCGGCAGCUCCGGGGCCAUCAGAAUGGAGAGGGUACGCUUACGACUCCAUCGGACCAAUUCCCUGCGCCAACACCUGUUGUAGCAGAAGAAGCUGAGGGAAGUGCCUAUGAUCCAGUUAGGGAGAAAACGUCGUCCGAGCCGCCGUCCACUGCGGCUAAAGCGCUGUCCGGACCCAAGUACUCUCUGCCUCCCGACGCUGGCCAGUCAAUCGGCCCGAAAGGACACCCGGCGCAGGUCCCGGACUUUUUCGAGGCCGAGAUCACAUUACCCGCCGACCACACGACCGCCGCCCACACCAUGCUGAUGGAUUGGUCUGCAAUGCAACCGUUUUUCAAAGACGUAAUCCCCGGCGGAACGAACUACCCGAGGGAGCAAGAAGAAAAUCGAGGGUUGCUUAAGCUUUACGGAAGAGGCGAAGGGGAAGACCUCUAUGAUGGUGCACACGGAGGCAGCCCUGCGGCAGAGGGCGCCGAAGAUGACGUUGUCAGCACUCCCGCGCCUUCACCUGGAUCCAACAGCUGGGGCAUCGGCUUUACUGCACAGCCCACCGCAGCCGAUAUCCAUCGAUCAGAUCCGCAACAUAACUGGGGCGGUCUGAAUCCGGAUGGCACCCUUAAACUGGAUGUUCGGACUGUGAAGCGCUUACACCAUAGCUACUUGAGCCAUAUGCAUCCUUUGCAGCCCUUCUUGGACAAGGAGCGGCUGGCGUCCAUGGUUGAGAAGUUUAUACAGCGGUACAGCCCGGAUGCUAGCAACCACAAUGCGAGAUCGCCCUUUGCCGUCCCGGACACGUAUCCCGCCGUGCCUCUGAAGCGGAAGAGGUCAAAUAAUGGCCCAAUCCCCGGACCGGAGCCCGGCACUCCGCCUACCAGAGGCAACUACAUAGAGCGUACCAUUGGGAACGCGAUAGUCCUUCUGGUGCUCGGCCUUGGGAGAAUUUGCGAACACAAGACCCACUUGCCUGGUCCUCUUGGUGGCCCGAACACGGUUGUUGGAAGCUCUCUACAGAUGCCCUCCAUGGAUUCGCCACCCGCCACCAUCAAGCCCUCGCCAGCUUCAUCGCAUUCAACUCUUGCUAGCAUCCCAUCACCAGGCAUCGACGGAGCACGCCUCAUGAGUAGGAGACCGUCGACAGAGCACAUGCCCACAUCGGAUAGAAGGGACACCGCGGCACGGAACAUGGACAUCACGCCAGGUCUUGCCUACUAUGCAUAUGCCGUUGAAAUACUCGGUGCGGUCCAUGGAGGAAACGAUCUCUCCCACGGUCAAGCAGGUGUCUUGGCAUGUCUUUACAUGGGCCAGUUGGCUCGCGUUUUGGAGAGCUGGGGCUGGAUCUGCUAUGCGUGCAGAGUGUGCGGUGUCCUCAUCGACAAGGACAAGGAGUCGCUUUUCCCCAACGCCCCGGAGCCCGACGUUUCGGAUAGCAUGGAUCUGAGAAAGGUGGCCCCAGGCGUGUCCAGUGGCGUCGACAGGCGCAAGACGAACCUGAUCAAGUUUCUGUACUGGACAUGCUUACAGCUUGAAAGUGACAUCCUUGCGGAAAUGAGCCACCUUAGGCCGAGCGGCAUCUCCAAGGACGAAGAACGCAUAGGUCUCCCGAGCCAGAUAUACCCCGAGCUGCCAUUGGAUCCGCCCGAGGAGAUGAACUGGCUGUACUACUCAGCCCAGAUUCAACUCCGCAAGAUCCUCAACAGAACCCAUCUGGCUCUGUACAGUAAACAAGGGCGAAAAAAGAAUUUCUGGGCUGCUUUGCGCGAUGACAUGUUGGAAGAACAGCUUCAGGGCUGGCGGGAGACGCUUCCGGCAUGGCUGGGAUGGGACGAUUCGGACGAACCGUCUGAUGAUAUCAACAAGGCCCGCAUGCGCGCCAAAUACUACGGUGCCAGGUACAUCAUCACGCGGCCGAUCCUCCACUGGGCGAUUCACACCAACCCGGCGCCAACGUUCCUGAUGAAGCAGUACGGCUUCACGCCGGUGGACGAAAACGACUCGCCGGACCCGUCGGUCAACCUGGUGUCGGACUCGCUGUCCAAGGCCAGCUGGCACAAGGUGAUGAUGGCGAGCAAGCGCUGCGUCGAGUCGGCCAUCCAGAGCACCAUCGCCUUCGACGGCAUCGAGAACACCAACCAGCGGCUGAUUGUCACCAACAUCUUCGGCACAGCUCACGCGCAAUUCGGCAACUGCCUCGUGUUGGCGGCGGUGCGCAAGUCGUGGAUGCGCGACCUCAUCCCGCACGCGCGCGUCAUCGCGCUUGUCGAGCGCACAAUCAGGUUCCUGCGGCGGCUGGUGCCCAUCUCGCCAACGCUGCGCGUGGACGUCGCGAUUCUCGAGAACACGCUGAAGUGCUUGAAUGGCGAGAAGUCGGACCCCGCGUCGGUGGACGCCUCGUUCGGGACAUAG
Diplodia corticola is the source of this 3255-nucleotide messenger RNA. RefSeq names its product c6 finger domain protein. The record is from RefSeq and is a predicted model, not a curated record. Gene Ontology annotation, molecular function: zinc ion binding; DNA-binding transcription factor activity, RNA polymerase II-specific. NCBI's taxonomy places the organism in Eukaryota, Fungi, Ascomycota, Dothideomycetes, Botryosphaeriales, Botryosphaeriaceae. Gene Ontology annotation, biological process: regulation of DNA-templated transcription. The transcript is spliced from 7 exons. Bases 1 to 3255 code for a protein of 1084 amino acids.